GGUUUCAGGGCGCCACCAUCCCAAGUUUUCACACAAUUGUCUAACCAUGAACAUAACUUUAUAGAGGUACUUGAAUGCAGCAAAGGAUUGAGCAAACAAUCCAAUCGGCCACAACAUCUGGAGAAUUUGAUAGCCUAUGGGGCGGAUCUGAACGCGCGGACGCUGCGAGGGCAGACACCGUUGCACCUGUGCGUGAGCCACGAAGCAAACGCGUGUCUCAGUCUCCUGCUGCAGCGAGGUGCUGACACCAGUCAAGUGAACAACGACAGUCAGACGCCAUUGGAGUACGCCCUCCUUACCAAUCGCAAUGAACAGGUCAAAAUUCUACAGGACUUCAAUCGCGCUGACAUCGGUAAGGCGAAGGAAGGUGGAGACUUCCCAAACGCUCUUUUACUUAGGGACGUGAGACAGUCUUUUGUUGCUCAAAAGUUGGCAGUUAUUAUUUGGUAG
Messenger RNA from Hydatigera taeniaeformis, 450 nucleotides. NCBI's taxonomy places the organism in Eukaryota, Metazoa, Platyhelminthes, Cestoda, Cyclophyllidea, Taeniidae. The record is from the annotation of a GenBank genome assembly.